This is a messenger RNA of Gamsiella multidivaricata, 657 nucleotides long. RefSeq lists its product as uncharacterized. The coding region runs from base 131 to 571 and encodes 146 amino acids. The record is from RefSeq and is a predicted model, not a curated record. NCBI's taxonomy places the organism in Eukaryota, Fungi, Mortierellomycota, Mortierellomycetes, Mortierellales, Mortierellaceae. The transcript is spliced from 4 exons.
UCCUUGGCAGCAGAAAGAUCAUGUGAUUUGAGCGAGCAACAUAAAUUUUGGCUGGUCGCUCACUCAAGCGAGUCGCUCGUUUACACGAAGCAGUACGGAGCAAGCAAACACCAUACAGAAGCAGGACACCAUGGUCAACUACAAAGGAACACGGUCAAAAGGAUUCGCCUCUCUCCUCGUAGUAUUAUGUCUGUUUGCACUUGUUCAGGUCGCGCUGGCAGCAAACCCGAUUAGUUUUUGCAAAUGCAUCUGCGGACAAGAAAAGACGAUCACAGCCCUGCCAAGAGAUACACAACAUCCGAUUUUCGGAGGAUCGUCCAAAGCCUGUCUAGCAUGCACAAAGCAAUACUGUCUGGAUAAUAAGCCUGAUAUGUGCAAGGGAGUCGGAACAGGAGAGGGCGACGAAUUGAUCACGACUUGUUUCGAACGUGAUUCGUACAAAGACCAGUUUAUCGUGUAUCUGUUCUUGACGAUAACAUUCGGUCUCUUGGGGUUUGCAACUCUGCAGCCCUUCCUCAAGGGUCUCUGGCAGCGCCGGCAGCAGCACGCCUAUACAUCAAUGCCCAUGUAGAAUCAUCCAUAUAACACAACAUAUCCUUCCAAACAGACUCCGCGGACAUUUCUAAUGUGAACCAACUCAAUAAACAUCAUGUACAG